AUGUGCAGACACAAAACCAGAACCUUGGACUCUCAGGCCGAGGACCUGAGCUCUGGGGAUGACAAGAAGAAUGGCUUCAUGGACUUCUUCAAACAGCUCCCCCGGAAAGGAACACGCUCUCCCAAAGUCUCAGCCCGAGGCAAGAGCCUGCAGCGGGAGAAGGAGGGGGAGCUGGCCUCUCCUCAGACCUCGUCGGACGAAGACGACGUCGACAAGAAGAAGAAGAUGAGCACCAAAAAGAUCAAGCGGCAACUGUCUCGGUUCUUCAAGAAGAAACUGGACAAAGAGAAGGACAAGCAGAAGGACCCGCCCCCAGCGAGGCCCAGCACCCUCCCUCUCCCUCCCCUCCUCCCCCGAGCCCCAGAGAAACCCCCAAUCUCCCCCAUGUCGGAGCUGUAG
Messenger RNA from Knipowitschia caucasica, 399 nucleotides. Lineage: Eukaryota; Metazoa; Chordata; Actinopteri; Gobiiformes; Gobiidae. The record is from the annotation of a GenBank genome assembly.